Messenger RNA from Cryptomeria japonica (Japanese cedar), 1285 nucleotides. RefSeq names its product exosome complex component RRP41 homolog. Lineage: Eukaryota; Viridiplantae; Streptophyta; Pinopsida; Cupressales; Cupressaceae. The transcript has 11 exons. Gene Ontology annotation, cellular component: nucleolus; nuclear exosome (RNase complex); cytoplasmic exosome (RNase complex). Gene Ontology annotation, biological process: U4 snRNA 3'-end processing; nuclear mRNA surveillance; rRNA catabolic process. The coding region runs from base 105 to 836 and encodes 243 amino acids. The record is from RefSeq and is a predicted model, not a curated record.
UAUACGCUAUUAAAAGCUAAAUAAAAUCCCAAACCUCUGGAUAAAUCUCUAUGUAUUACUUGUUUGUUGAGCAUUGAGACAUCUUGUUUAUCGAGCAUUCAGACAUGGAGUACAUUAGUCCGGAGGGCCUGCGUGUAGAUGGGCGUCGUCCAUUAGAAAUGCGCCAACUGCAUGCACAAGUUGGAGUUGUUGACAAAGCAGAUGGGUCUGCUAUCUUUGAAAUGGGGAAUACUAAAGUCAUGGCAGUGGUAUAUGGGCCUCGCGAGGUCCAAAACAAAAGUCAGCAGCUCCAUGAUCAGGCUUUGGUUCGUUGUGAAUAUAGUAUGGCAAAUUUCAGCACGGGAGAUCGUGUGAGACGUCCAAAAGGUGAUAGACGAUCAACAGAAAUUUCUCUAGUCAUUCGCCAAACAAUGGAAGCAGCCAUAUUGACACGUUUAAUGCCACGAUCUCAGAUAGACAUAUUUGUUCAAGUUCUUCAAGCAGAUGGAGGAACAAGAUCUGCAUGUAUCAAUGCAGCAACUUUAGCACUUGCUGAUGCUGGCAUUCCCAUGUGUGAUUUGAUCACUUCCUGUGCUGCUGGGUACCUUAAUAGUACACCUUUGCUAGAUAUGAACUAUGUCGAAGAUAGUGCAGGGGGUCCUGAUGUUACAGUGGGACUCAUGGUGAAAAUGGAAAAAGUGACACUUCUUCAGAUGGAUGCAAAGCUCCCACUGGACAUAUUUGAAAGUGUGAUGCAACUAGCAAUUGAAGGUUGCAAAGCAAUAGUUCGUUACAUCCAAGAGGUACUACUGGAGAAUACAAAACAGCUAGAAUAUCAAAAAGGACUCAGGACGUAGGGCCCAUGCAUUUGACCAUGAGAAAUGAAUGCUGUUCUCCAUGUAGUAGAAUAUCCCAUCACAUUUUUGAGGCUCCUGUAAAUUUCCAGUCAACUCUCAUUGACAAACAGCAACUAACAGUCUUUAUGGCUCGCAAAAUCUCUCAAAGGCUGCUUGUCUUGAAGUUUGCUAAAGAACUACAGAAGCAGUGAUACAUGCUCGUGGAUGAGGGAAAUAUAACAUUGAAAGUGAUAUAUGUUGGUGGAUUAGGAAAAUUAAACAUAUGUAUCUUUUUAUUUUUCAGUAAAUUUGAAACUUAGUCCAUAUCUGAUUGUUGUAUUCAAGUUGCAUUCACUUUAUGCUUUGCGCUCUACAAAUAUUUUUGUAGACUACUUAAAUAAUUACUGUUGAACUAGACAAUAAGGUUUAUUCCUUGACAUUAAAUAUUACUGCACGUGCUUCCUUCUCAA